AUGAAGGUUCUUUCAACUAUUCUUCCUUUGCUUGCUCUCAACUCUGUUGCUUUAGCUGCUCCUACUGCCAACACAGUAGUCACAUCCAACGAACAUGAAAUCAGUGCAAUCAGUCACGAGCUGCAAGUUGCCAAUCAAACUCCCCAUAUUGAAGGCCUCGCGCAAGCCGGGCUUGAGCAAAGAGAUGUACUGCGACAGUGUAAAGCUGUGGUGAUAGGAGUUGCUGCUACUAUUACUGCUCAGGCCGCUGUUGCUUAUGUCGAUACCAUAACGGAUUUUGUUUCUAUGGUCUGUCAUGGCGAAGGUUAUGAGAAAUGCGCAAGAUAUACCAACUAUGUCAGAUUGGGUUUCCACAUGCUCUUGAGUCUGAGCCACAAGGUCGAUAUCGCAGCGGGAGUAGACGCCUACCACGCCGCGAUGAGAAAUAGCGGCCGCCGCUCGAUUGAGGGCAAUGAUCAUUACUCUAACAUGAUUGAUCUACUCAGCCAGGAUAUCUAUAGCUUUGACUCUGUCCACAAGCUUGCCCUCCCUGCUGGUGAAGUCAAACGCGACAACCAGCCAGCAUUGGCCUCUUCCAUUGUGAUCAAGAACCUCAGAUUCCAGAAUGAGACCGAAGGCCAUGACUUUGCGCUCCAUCAUUGGGACAACGGAAUGGGUCAGCUGCACCUUUCGCACGAUGGAUUUUCAAGCAACGGAACCAAUGCUUCUCGCAACCACAAGCGAUUUGAUGGCAAGGGAUUCAAGAUUGCGUUCCACAAGGUUGCGAGCAAUGUCCUUGACAGUGCUUUCGUUGACCAGGCCUCAAUCGAGCUUUCCCGCCAAUGGUACAGAUAUACCAAGUCAGGAGCUGAUGAAGUCUUCGGUUUUGUCGAGGUCAAGAAUCAGCCAGACUCUUAUUUCCGAACUAUUGCUGAGAUUAAGGGCUUCGGUCUGAACUAUGAGGAUGUGAGUGUCUGCGGUGACAUGUCGAAAUAUGUCGGAACAUACUUGGGACCUAACUAG
This is a messenger RNA of Penicillium soppii, 1002 nucleotides long. RefSeq lists its product as uncharacterized. The record is from RefSeq and is a predicted model, not a curated record. The transcript has 2 exons. The coding region runs from base 1 to 1002 and encodes 333 amino acids. Lineage: Eukaryota; Fungi; Ascomycota; Eurotiomycetes; Eurotiales; Aspergillaceae.